GCAGCGCGAGCCGUUGAAUUCUGUAUUGAAAUAAAAAUAGAUCAGUUUCACAUAAUAGUUCGCGUGAUUCGCAGCUUUUUUUAAUGAUAGUAUUCAGAAUUAUUAUUUGAGAAAGGAGCGUUUUCUAAUAUCUUUUUCAUAAUAUUUUCAAUGGAAUUUACAAAUUGUUGUAAAGUAUUUUGAUUGUUUUCCGUUUGUAAUCUUGUGGUGAUUGACAAAAGCUAGAAGAGUCCACGGGGCCUUGUUCAUUACCGCUGGUGAACUUGAAAUAGGAUGACGCAAAUUAAGGCGCUAUGCUGUCUGAGAUUUUGCUAGUAGUCAAUAAAGAACUUGGGAAGUUUUUGUGGUUUAUUCAAGAUGCAGCGAUUCAAAGAAGUUUUAACGAAAUAUCCAGUUGUUCGUGGAAUGCUUUCCUAUAGUCUUAUAUGGCCAACAAGCAGUCUUGUUCAACAAACUUUCGAAGGAAAACGGUGGGGAACCUACGACUGGUACCGAUGCCUGAGAUUCAGCCUUUAUGGCGGAUUUUUUGUCGCACCAACUCUUUACUCAUGGAUCCGAGUUUCGUCAGCAAUGUGGCCACAAACCAACUUUCGAACAGGCGCCAUAAAGGCUAUCGUCGAACAGUUCUCAUAUACGCCUGCAGCGAUGACAUGUUUCUAUUUUAUAAUGAGUUUAUUGGAGAGGAAAACAAUACGUGAAGCUGGUCAGGAAGUCUCGAAGAAAUUCCUGCCUACAUACAAGGUUGCGUUAGCUGUUUGGCCAAUAGUUGCAACGAUUAAUUUCUCGCUGAUUCCUGAAAAGAAUCGAGUACCGUUCAUAAGUGUUUGCAGUCUCAUUUGGACUUGCUUCUUGGCUUACAUGAAGCAUUUGGAACACCGACAUGUUGAUGAGGGGAUUCUAAUGUUCAGGAAAGCUGAAUCGUGACUGAAUAACUCGUCCUUUGUACAUACGAAUUUACAAAUAAGUUGAGUUUUUUGUUGAGUAUUAGAUCAUAAUAAAAGUCGCCUUUUACACUUA
Messenger RNA from Hermetia illucens (black soldier fly), 1017 nucleotides. Its product is annotated as protein sym1-like. The coding region runs from base 358 to 924 and encodes 188 amino acids. The record is from RefSeq and is a predicted model, not a curated record. The transcript has 3 exons. Lineage: Eukaryota; Metazoa; Arthropoda; Insecta; Diptera; Stratiomyidae. Gene Ontology annotation, cellular component: membrane; cytoplasm.